This is a messenger RNA of Ambispora leptoticha, 729 nucleotides long. The record is from the annotation of a GenBank genome assembly. NCBI's taxonomy places the organism in Eukaryota, Fungi, Glomeromycota, Glomeromycetes, Archaeosporales, Ambisporaceae.
AUGACUCGCAAAAUCAUCGUCACCGGCAUUUCCCCAACUGCAUCAGAAAAGACUGUCAAGGAUUUCUUCCUGUUCUGUGGUAAAAUAAAAGAAUUUGAACUUUUCAAAGACGAGACUAGUGAUAAACAAAUCGCAUAUAUUACUUUCGAACGAGAAAACGCUGCAAAAACUGCUCUCAUGUUGACGGCCGCAGUAAUUGGUGAUAGUCAAAUUACAGUCAGAUCUGCUGAUGACCCUACUACCAACGGUGUCGAUGAAGUGUACGACGCUGAAGAAAUAUCUCAAGAGGAAAAGCCAAAAUCGGCAAUCUUUGCUGAAAUCUUGGCCGCAGGCUAUCAAUUAUCCGACCACAUUAUCGAAAAAGGCCUCGAAUACGAUCGUACAUAUGGAAUAAGUCAACGUGUAAAGCAAUGGUUACAAGCUAUAACGACAAAUCUCUGGAAAUGGGAUGCCAAAUAUAAAGUCUACGAAACCAUCACUGAAAAAGCGACAGAAAUCGAUGUUAAAUUCGCUGUACAAGAUAAGGUCAAAUCUACAGCCGCAUAUGCCCAGGACAGAGCAACUGUGGCACUGCAAACUCCAAUUGGUAAACGUGUGGCCGAUUUCUACACUUCAACCACAAAAACUGUUGCUGAUGUUCAUUUUGAAGCAAGACAGCUUGCUAAUGACAAAAAGACUCAACGAGAAUCAAGUGGUAGUAUCGAAGCCAUCGAAGUAGCCGCUCAAUAA